CAGGGGUGUGUUAGGGAGUGUGGGUGACAGCCAGUGUGUGAAAGUGUGUUUCCAGAGGCCACAGACCAUUGUCUUUGGCGCAGACCUUCAAACAUGAACCUGUUCUGCUUCUCUCUGAUCAGGUAAGAUGAGGCCCCACGCAGUCUGCGUGAUCUGCGUGUAAGGAGGGGCGGGCCUGCGCUGACUCCUCUUCCACUCAAAGCACGACUCAGGGCUUUACUGUCAGGAGGGCUCGUCAGAUAGCAUAUAUGAAGCACCCUACAGGCAGACACGUAAGGAAGUGCUCCCAAAGCACCAGUGCAGCCCCUCUCUCCAGAGGCCUGAGUGGGGGGGCUCAGAUCCAUCCAUCAGUUCUGACCGACCACAGACUACAGUCAAAGUAAAGAGGAAUAAUAGGUCACAUGUGCCAACAUCACACUUGGACAAUGAAACAUUAGACAUUGACCGUGCCUGCUGGAUGUCAUCAGGCCACAGACAGGACUUAUGUCAUCAAAGCAAAGAGAUGUGUAAAGCUCCGUGUCAGAACAGCAGGCUGACGAGAGAUGACAGGACACGGACAGAUCUACCAGCUCAGGGCGCUGAAACGGCUGACACAGCAGAAUCAAUAUGCUCCACAGGGAGCCUAAAGAGGCUGAAGAACCUCCACCUGCUGCACACAAAGAAGGGACAUCAGAGGGGAGCUGCAGCAGAGAAGAGGACCUCUGAGAACAAUGUUCAUUUAACAGCUGAGUUUGGUAACAACAAUCCAGUGCUGAGCUGCAUCGGCCUGAGGAAGAGAACAGAGAAGAAGCCUCCUCCUGCUCCAUCACCACAGCACAACCACACGGCCAAAGACAACCAUGUCGAUUCAGAGGAGGAAGGAGGUUGGAGCCCACAAACUGGGAAUGAUCUGUGGAACCCCUUUGAGUGUUCUCAGCCCUGGACCCCCCUCCACCACACAUGCCACCAACCAGGACAUGAGCUGCUGGUCUGCGGGGGCACCCUGACGCCACACGGCUCCACACAAUGGGAUCGUUUUGAGAGUUUAAUACAGGAACUGGACAGCAAACAGUCUGAUCUGUGUCCUCCAGAAAUGACCCUCUCCAUCACAGACCUGCAGCUCUCACAGGACACAUUGAGCAGGUUCGGGAGAUUUGACGCCUUCAGACAGCCCUCUCCUGUAAUGAAACCCCAGGAUAAUGAAAGUGCUUUGCAGGGGGAGACCUCAUCAGACUGGAAGCAUGUGAAGACCUCACCUGAGAAGAAGCUGGCAGCCGUCUCUACUGGAAACAAACAGAGAGAUGAAGCGGAGAAGAGGAAAGUUGGAGUUGGGCGAUCCUCUCGUAAAGCACACAGGCGUUCCAGAAACUCUCUGGAGAGCCUGUACAGCCUCCACAGUGGACAAAGCUCCUCAAGUGGAGUCACCAGUGGGUCAGACUGCUCCAGUAACAGAGACAGUCUGAGGCUGGAGGACGAUCUGUUGUGCACAAGACAGUUCUGUGGGCGAGCUGAAGUCCAUACAGACUUUGUUCCAAGCCCAUAUGACACGGAAUCUCUCAAACUCAAGGAGGGAGAUGUGAUUGACAUAAUCGCCAAGCCCCCCAUGGGAAUAUGGACAGGCAUGCUGAAUGGCAGAAUUGGAAAUUUCAAGUUCAUUUAUGUGGAAGUGCUAACAGAGGACAGUCCUGAUGCACAUAAGGAAACCCAAACCCACGAAUUGAGACAGAACUCAACUGUCCAGGAAGUGUUAAAGUGCCUCAACAUGGAGGUGUAUUCCUCGUCUUUUCAGCAGCACGGUUACAAAACAGUGGGUGACUUGUUGAGGUUCAGGGAGCAUCACCUGACGGAGCUGAAUGUGACGGAUCCAGAGCUCAGGCAUCGUCUGCUGGCCGCUGUCCGCUCCCUGCAGCAGCCAUGCUCUGAUCAUUUGGCGGAUGAGUCCAAUCAGGAGGCUGGAACCUCCGGCGAGAACACGAAGGAAGAUUUGAACAACUGCCCAAGAGAUUCGGGCUGCCACAUGCCCUCUGACAGCACCAACAACAUCACCGAGGAGCCAGACCUGGAGUUUGUCUCUGACUCUGAGGACCCUCUACCAGCUGAGCAGACGGCUUCAUAACAAUAAUCUAUAAUGUCCCUGUGCUGUCUGUCUCACUUAUAAUGCUGCUUUUCAGAUCACUUGAGAAUAAAACACAGUUUUUUAUUCAGGAAAUUGUGUCAUUUGUCAUUAUGUAAAAUAAAUUGCCCAACCUUUACC
Gymnodraco acuticeps is the source of this 2233-nucleotide messenger RNA. It is a transcript of the gene samsn1b, whose product is annotated as SAM domain, SH3 domain and nuclear localisation signals 1b. Bases 458 to 2095 code for a protein of 545 amino acids. Gene Ontology annotation, molecular function: protein binding. The record is from RefSeq and is a predicted model, not a curated record. The transcript is spliced from 16 exons. Lineage: Eukaryota; Metazoa; Chordata; Actinopteri; Perciformes; Bathydraconidae.